Messenger RNA from Nerophis lumbriciformis (worm pipefish), 1779 nucleotides. Lineage: Eukaryota; Metazoa; Chordata; Actinopteri; Syngnathiformes; Syngnathidae. The record is from RefSeq and is a predicted model, not a curated record.
AUGUCUGUGUCGUUACCAUCCGGCGACAUGCUUGAGACAUCUCCGGGAUAUCCAUUUGAGGAAAUUAAUUAUGAGGACAUUGAAGUAGAGGAGGUAGUGGGGAGAGGAGCUUUUGGAGUGGUUUGCAGAGCCAAUUGGAAAGGUAAAGACGUUGCUAUCAAGACCAUUGAAAGUGAAUCGGAGAGAACAGCCUUCUUUGUUGAGCUCCGGCAACUUUCGCGUGUAAAUCAUCCCAAUAUUGUGAAGUUAUAUGGCUCUUGCAGCAACCCAGUCUGUCUUGUCAUGGAGUAUGCUGAAGGAGGCUCACUGUACAACGUGCUGCAUGGUGCUGAACCACUACCCUGUUACUCUGCUUCCCAUGCCAUGAGCUGGUGUUUACAGUGUUCCCAGGGUGUGGCCUACCUCCAUGGCAUGAAACCGAAGGCUCUGAUCCACAGGGACCUCAAGCCACCCAAUUUGCUGCUUGUUGCUGGUGGCACUGUACUCAAGAUAUGUGACUUUGGAACGGCAUGUGACAUUCAGACUCAUAUGACAAACAACAAAGGCAGUGCAGCAUGGAUGGCCCCAGAGGUAUUUGAAGGUAGCAAUUACAGCGAGAAGUGUGAUGUGUUCAGCUGGGGGAUCAUUCUCUGGGAGGUGGUCACACGCAGGAAGCCCUUUGAUGAAAUCGGAGGACCAGCGUUCCGUAUUAUGUGGGCUGUGCACAAUGGCACAAGACCACCUUUAAUCAAAACUUUACCCAAGCCAAUUGAAAAUUUGAUGACCCGCUGCUGGUCUAAAGAUCCUUCUCAGCGGCCUUCCAUGGAGGAGAUUGUGAAAAUCAUGACUUAUCUAAUGCAGUACUUCCCAGGGUCUGAAGAACCCCUGCAAACUCUGUAUCAAUAUUCAGACGAUGGCCAGAGCAACCCUGCAACUAACACGGGUCCAUAUGCGGACUCCACUACCAACAAAUGCGAUGCCAACAUUGAGCACACUGAUUCUCAGAGAAGUAACGACACUAUUAAGAGUGCACCCCAAUUUGCAGCUCACUUCAAGCCUAAGGGAGACCCAUUAAGGUCACUGCCUCUAUCCAGAGGGGGUAGUUUUGAGAGUCUACCUGCUCGAUCUUCUGACAAACGAAUGAGUGCUGACCUUUCAGAGUUGGAGCUUAAGUUGUCGGGAUGUAUACCAGCAGCACGCCCGCAGUAUAAACGAGGUCACCGUAAAACAGCAUCCUAUGGCACCAUUCUGGAUGUUCCCAAGAUCGUCGUCACAGCCACACGUGAACCUCAAAGGCGCCGUUCUGUUCAAGAUUUGCCAGGCAUUGGCAUUGAGUCCACCCAGGGAAGUAUGAAUAGUAGCCGUUCUUCUAGUCCCAGUGUGAGGAUGCCUCCUGACAAGGGUAACAGCAGGGGUUACUUCUCCCCUGAUGACUCCGCAGACACCAACGGCUCAGACAAUUCAAUUCCCAUGGCUUACCUCACCCUUGAUCACCAGCUGCAGCCACUUGCUCCUUUCCCCAAUUCUAAAGAGUCCAUGGCUGUGUUUGAGCAGCACUGCAAAAUGGCACAAGAAUAUCUAAAAGUGCAAACAGAGAUCGCUCUGUUAAUCCAGAGGAAAAAGGAACUCAUUGCUGAACUGGACCAAGAUGAGAAGGACCAGCAGAACACGUCCCGUCUGGUGCAGGAACACAAAAAACUACUGGAAGAGAACAAGAGUCUAUCCACAUACUACCAGAAGUGCAAAAAACAGCUGGAGCUGAUCCGGGUCCAGCAACAGAAGAGACAGGGGACUUUGUGA